Messenger RNA from Rotaria sp. Silwood1, 2289 nucleotides. Lineage: Eukaryota; Metazoa; Rotifera; Eurotatoria; Philodinida; Philodinidae. The record is from the annotation of a GenBank genome assembly.
AUGAUAACAUUACAUCGAAUCUCUUGCUUUACUUGUCGACAUGUACGAUCAAUAAUAUUCACUCGGACGAUUCAUAUUGAAUCUGAUCCAAAUGAAAAAAUUAUACCUCUAUCUAAAUUUGAUUUAAGUAAACCAUUAAUUGGACGAACUAGUGCUGAACAUACUGCUAUUUCAUUACUUCGUCCGGAUAUGCCUGUUGAUUCUGAACUACUCAAAGUAGCUAUUAUUGGAGCACCUAAUGCUGGUAAAAGUACAUUUGUUAAUCGUCUCAUGGGUUGGAGAAUUUCAUCUGUAUCCAAACGACCACACACAACUCGACAUCGAACUACAGGAGUAUUGACUGAUGCUAAUAAACAAAUUGUUUUUCUUGAUACACCUGGUUUUAUUGCGCCAUGGAGAAAAAAACGACAUAAUCUUGAAAAAUCAAUGAUUCUCGAUCCUCAUUCAUGUUUAUGGGAUGCUAAUUUGAUUUGUGUUGUACAUGAUGUUUCUAAUCAUUGGCUUCGUUUUAAACUCGACGAAGAAAUACUCAAAUGUCUCUAUGCUCAUCCUGAUAAAGAAGCUAUUCUUAUUCUUAAUAAAGUUGACUCUAUUAAACGUAAACGUAUGUUACUUGAUGUUACAACUGUUCUUACAGAUGGUUCACUUAAUGGUAUUCCAUAUCGUCUUGAUUCACCAUAUCAUCGUAAUGGUGAACUUGAUAUGGAACGUUUAUUUCUUAAAACAGCUCAUGAAAUGAAUAUACCAUUACCUAAAACAGAAAAUGAUAUUCAAAAAGAACGUCUAUUAACUGAUAUGAAAGAAUAUGAAAAAAAAUUAUUAAAUAUUCAAUUAGAAAAUGUUAAUCUUGAUUUAGAAGAAAAUCAAGUUAAAGAAUUAAUAUCUCAACAUGAAGAAAAUGGUUUAACAUUAGAACAAUUAUCAGAUAAUGUAUCUUCUCAUAUACCAUAUAAAUCAAUGAAUGAUAUUAGUCCAUUUGAAUUUAAAAAAGAUCUAAUGGAAACAACAAAUUGGCAUUUAUAUUAUAAAAAAUUAUCACAAAUUCGUUUAUUUACAAGAGAUCGUUCAACAUGGCCAUAUUUUAAUCAAGUUUUUAUGAUUUCAGCUAAAAAAAAUCAAGGCAUAGGAGCUAUUCGAAAAUAUCUUUUCUCACGUACAAAAUCAGCACCAUGGAUAUUUCAUCGAAAUUUUGUUACAGAUCAAUAUCCACAAGAAAUAGCAGAAAUGUGUAUACGUGAAAAAAUGUUAGAAUAUUUACCAGAAGAAAUUCCUUAUACUUAUCUUAUGACAAAUGAACGAUGGGAAAUAGAUGAAAAUGAUGUUCUCAAUAUAACAUUUCUAAUAUAUCCUCGAGCUAAACAAUUGAAACGUGAUGUUAGUGUAUUAUUAAAAAAUCAUGGUGAAGCAAUUAAAUUAAUCAGUAUUGAAGCUGAAAAAUCUCUAAAAACAACAUUUCGUUGUGAAAUGACUGAAAAAGAGAUUGAUAUUUAUUAUAAAACUAUACUUAAUCUCAUAUCUUUGGCUGGCAAAGUUGUAUGUGAAGGUUUUUCAAUAACAAAACGAGUUGAAACUAAAGAAGGUGCAGCUGAUCUUGUUACAGAAUUCGAUCAACGUGUAGAAGAACUUUUAAUAAAAAACUUACGAGAAAAAUUUCCUACACAUAAAUUUAUUGGAGAAGAAUCUACUGCUAGUGGAAUUAAAACAUCGUUUAGUGAUGAUCCAACAUGGAUUAUUGAUCCAAUUGAUGGUACAACUAAUUUUGUACAUGGAUUACCAUUUAUUACUAUUUCUGUUGCACUUGCUAUUAAUAAACAAGUAGUUGUUGGUGUAAUUUAUAAUCCUAUUAUGAAUGAUCUUUAUUCAGCUGUUCAUGGCAAAGGUGCAUUUAAAAAUGGUCGACCUAUUAAUUGUUCUAAACAAACAAGUCUUUCUUUAUCUCAAAUACUUGGUGAAUAUGGUCCAAGUCGAGAUGCUGAUAUUCUUAAAGUAAAAUGUAAAAAUUUACAAGUUCUUAUUGCAAAAGUUCAUAGUAUUCGAGCAAUAGGUAGUGCAGCUAUGAAUUUAUGUUUAGUAGCUGAAGGUGCUUGUGAUGCUUAUGUUGAAUAUGGUGUGCAUAUUUGGGAUUAUGCUGCCGGUGAUUUAAUAGCUCGAGAAGCUGGUGCUUACACAUGCGAUCCGUCAGGUGCUCCAUUAAAUCUCAUUCAUCGUCGUAUUUUAUGUGCAGCAACAAAAGAAUUGGCUGAACAAAUUUCACCUUUACUUACACAUAUUGAUUAUCCUCAUGAUUAA